GCCACAUCCUGCUCGCCUGCGCUGCUCCGUAUCACUCGCCUCCCUCCCCCUUCGACGCUCUGCAUCCUGGUCCUUCUCUUCGCACUCCGACAUCAUCAUCAUCCGUUGUAAUACCUCUCUUCUUUACACUCUUCUUUAUCUAGAGCAACCAUCACUCUCGCUAACUUCGUUCGUUGCCUUCUGCACCCACGCAUCCCAACAGGUCAUCUGGUGGUGGUGCUGCUGCUCGUUGUUGGCCCUUCUUUGUUCGAUUCCCACCCCCAAUUUCCCACCGCGGAUUCCAUCUCUCUCGCUCAGCGACAUCUGACGAAUCUUCUCGACCUCGUUCUUUGUACGACCAGAGCACCCCCCGCCUGUUGUGAUACUCUAUUUGCGAGGGUCGAAUCUCUUUGUACUGCACUCGGGGCAUUCUUCGUAUAUCUGUGCAUGGUACCGUCGCCCUUUCAUUGACGACUGCAUACGCAUCCGACCGACCUUAAACCGAGAAAAAUAAAACAAAACGCAAUGGCGGGCCGAGUCUUGCAUUCUCUCGUCUUCGUUGCCGCCGCGUUGGCGCCCGCGAUCUCUGCCCAGACGACCUGUGGCGGUGGUGUUCUAUGUCCUUCAGAUACCCCAUGCUGUUCACAAUAUGGUCAAUGUGGUGUUGGCGCCUACUGUCUAGGCGGAUGUGAUCCCGUCAACUCGUUCAGCCUCGAUUCCUGCGUUCCCGCGCCUGUUUGUCAAUCUCAAACCUAUGAUUUUAAUAACCUCAACCGUGUCAUGGCCAACACCAAGUACCUGGGAGAUGCUACUCAGGCCGACUGGGUCUCUUCCGGCAGUCCCUUGGAAUACAACAACUCGGUGCUCCUGACCAUGGCCGAAGGAACAGUGGGGACACUGCUGGCCAGCACGCGCUCUGUGUGGUAUGGCAAGGUCAGCGCUAGAUUUGCCACGUCUGCCGGUGCUGGUGUCGUCACUGCCUUCAUUCUGCUCGGCAAUUCCAAGGACGAAAUUGAUUUCGAGUUCGUGGGCACGCAAUUGACAAGUGCUCAAACAAACUUCUACUCUCAGGGUGUACCAGUCUAUACCAACGGCGGCAAUACUACCGGCCUUGAGGACGUUCAUGCAAAUUUCCAUGACUACGAAAUCGACUGGCAGCCUGAUAGCAUUACUUGGUCAAUUGAUGGCAACGCAGUUCGUACACUGAACCGCGAAGACACCUGGAACGAGACCGCAAAUCGAUACUACUAUCCUCAAACCCCGUGCCAAGUGCAGCUGUCAUUGUGGCCCGGUGGUCUCCCGUCGAACGGUGAAGGUACCAUUGAAUGGGCAGGUGGUCUUGUGCAAUGGGAUUCACCAUACAUGACCAACGGAUACUACUACGCCCAGUUCGACUCGGUUUCGGUGCAGUGCUAUGAUCCGCCCUCUGGCGCAAACGUCCAAGGCAGCAAGUCUUACAUCUUCACUGACCCGGCCAUGACCAACAACACCGUCGAAGUUACCAACGACAAUACCGUGCUGAAAUCAUUCCUUGGUACCGGCACCAACAUGUCGGCCGGCAGCAACACCGCCAGCUCAAGCGGCUCGUCCAAAACAAGUGAACCAGCCACUGUUCCCGGUCUUUCGGGUGUUGGCACUGGCACCAACGGCGGCCGUGGCGACAACACCACGGACAACAGUGGAAGCGGAAGCAGUGGUGAUUCUGGAUCAGGAAGUAACAGUGCCAGCGCCACAGGAGCUGCAUCGACGGGAUUCGUGCAGGGUGAUGGCGGUGACUCUUCCAACGGUGCUGGCCAGAUUGGCGGCAAGAGCGAAACGGUCCUCAAGGGAAGUCUGUUUGCUGUUGUCGUUGCUGUUGUCGGGUUGUGCAUGGUGUAAUCUUGCGAAUCUUGAGUGAAUAUUUGAUAAUUUAAAACGACGAGGCACGUGAAGCAAGGCGGUCGAGCUCGGGCAUGUCUGAUUUAGUGUUUGUUCUUUCUGUGCAUGGAUGGUGCAUUGCGAUUGUCAAAAGGCAUGUCGGUGGGUGCAUGGGGCAUUGAAGCCAUCAUUCUGAGUGAUUUUCGAUUCGGUUGGCUUUCCGCGCAUCCCAACAAGGAAGUGUACGUUAUGAUGGACAUAAUAGAGGGCAUAACCAUCCUAGGAUAUGUGAACAUCUACAAACAAGCUCGAGAGCAGAGGGAUAUGGUAAUGACGGUGCAUUGAUUGGCUGUAGCUGGAGUUGCGCAGAGUCGUGAGUUGCUGUUGGCUAUGAAGUCAUGGUUCGGAUCCGAUAGAGUGAACUUGGGGUCAAUUUACUGUCAUGACUUUUUUCCUUC
Molecule: messenger RNA, 2294 nt
Organism: Cladophialophora immunda
Lineage: Eukaryota; Fungi; Ascomycota; Eurotiomycetes; Chaetothyriales; Herpotrichiellaceae
Exons: 3
Coding region: 505-1857 (450 amino acids)
Biological process (GO): carbohydrate metabolic process; fungal-type cell wall organization
Cellular component (GO): fungal-type cell wall
Molecular function (GO): glycosyltransferase activity; hydrolase activity, hydrolyzing O-glycosyl compounds; chitin binding
Source: RefSeq, a predicted model, not a curated record